AUGCGGUGCCUCAUCGGUGUUUGGGGCAAGAGCAAGGCUGCCGCGCUGGCAGCAGUCAUGAUGUACUGCGUGGCGCAGGCACGCGCUUCAACGCGCAAGCAGAGUGAUUGGCGUGCGCGGAUCUCGAUGAAUGGGCGCCGGAAUUUUUCUGAUGCUUUUGGGCUAGUUUGCGAAGCGAAUCCCCGUUUGAAAUUCGAUUACACCGAGCUGAUUUGUGAUGAGGAGCGCACACCGACCCAAGUAUACAACUUGGCGAGCGAGGAUGGUACACCACUGGUCAAGCCUCUUGAAAAGGGAGGGCUUCUUCGCUGGCACUUUGCUGACGGCACGAUGCGCCCGUUUGGCACUGUGCUCUUCGACAUCAUCGUCCGCAACGCCUUUCAGAAGGGAGCUGGCGGGUCGGCUACGGUGGUGAAGGCGUACCACAUCGCCUAUCUGCUGUAUCUGUCGUGCACCACAAGGCUCGUGGCAAACGCAUUCCAACGGAUGCGGAUUGUCAAUGCAGCUGACAUUGCCAGCUACCACCGCAAGGUGAAGGCUGCCAUUCGCAAGACCCUCGAGGAGUCCCCGGAUGACCAGCUUCCUGCAUGGUCGGAGCAGUAUCAGGGGUGGGUGUUUGGACCCACUGAGACCGUGGUGAUCUCGGGCAGCGGCUUCCCCGACCUUGUUCCCGAUGGGGCUGACCCCGAUGCCGCCGAGAAGAAGGAGGUUGCUCUCCUGUUCGAAUAUGCCCAGGUGGAGCCCGAGAAAGGCAAGAAGAAGAAGACGGGUUCCAACAGCAGUGAUGCCACCAUGGAGCGUGAUCUCCUGGAUGAUGUGGGUGAGUGGGAGGAUGCGGAGGAUAGGAUUUUUGAGAUGAAUAUCGGCAGCGGGGUCGCUGAGUGGGUGAACCAGGGCAAAGACUACGGGCGCGGAAAGUACCCCAACUUCUGCAACCCGGGGAUGCAGUGCGGCGGCUACACGCAGGUGGUGUGGCGGAACACGACGAGCGUGGGGUGCGCUCACGUGGAUUGCCAGGAAGGGUGGACGGUUUCGGUGUGCUAUUACUACCCUGCUGACGCGUGCACCACCGCGUUCUGCACGCAGAUACUCGGCGUGCAUAAUACCGCCCGCAGCGCCGUCGGCGUCGCGCCGCUUGUAUGGAAUGCGUCACUGGCGCUGCGCGCGCAGGAAUGGGCGAAAGUAGCGGCGAGCAGCACACAGUGUACGUGGGUCCAGUACGGCGACUUGACCGGCGUGGGGCAGAACCAAGCCUAUGCUGCCUCUGGAUACUUCACAGACAAGGAUAUUGCGCAGAUGGCGUGGGUGGAUGAGGGCCAGUUCUACACGCGGGGGAGAUAUCCCAACACGUGCUCCGCGGGGGGAUGCGCCCACUACACGCAGGUGGUGUGGAAGAAACGACGUCGGUGGGGUGCGGUCGCGUGGAUUGCGCGGCGAGUGGGAAUACGCUGUGGGUGUGCGAUUAUUACCCGCAGGGCACAAGAGAUGCCGUAG
Molecule: messenger RNA, 1494 nt
Organism: Closterium sp. Yama58-4
Lineage: Eukaryota; Viridiplantae; Streptophyta; Zygnematophyceae; Desmidiales; Closteriaceae
Source: the annotation of a GenBank genome assembly